Messenger RNA from Paramecium pentaurelia, 525 nucleotides. The record is from the annotation of a GenBank genome assembly. Lineage: Eukaryota; Ciliophora; Oligohymenophorea; Peniculida; Parameciidae.
AUGUUGGAAAAAAUGCUAAAAUUUUAAGUAGUCACAAAAGAAGAAAAAAUGAAUAGUUUACAACCAUUAUUACCAAAAAUUCAAAUUAACAUAUCUGACAAAUAACAUAAUUAUACAGAGACUAUUGAUACUAUAGGAAAUCGAUAAUGUGGAAGUUAUCGUAAUUAUAGUUAGAAAAGAAAUUAGAUAAAAUCUUUUAGAAGAUCUAAAGUUGUAGGCUAUUCACAAAUGAUUGAUAAUUAUAAAAAUGCUAGUCGAUAAUCUUAAGAGAAUCCAUUUUCAGAAGAAUUAUUAAUAAAGCAAUUAAAAAAUAAUAGAAAUUAAGAAUAAUUUACUGAGAGAUAAUACACAGUAAUGAUGGAUUACCAAUAAAAUAAGUAUCACACUAUAGAAGCUACAAUUAAGAAUAUAAGAUAUAAGUCGUAGCCUAAAAAAUUAGAAUGUAAUGAAAUGGACAUGAAAAUUACUCCUUAUAUACAUUAAAAUAAAAGAUUUUAAUGUAUUGAUUAUUACUACAUCAUUUGA